This is a messenger RNA of Pyricularia pennisetigena, 1791 nucleotides long. RefSeq lists its product as uncharacterized. Lineage: Eukaryota; Fungi; Ascomycota; Sordariomycetes; Magnaporthales; Pyriculariaceae. Bases 1 to 1791 code for a protein of 596 amino acids. The transcript has a single exon. The record is from RefSeq and is a predicted model, not a curated record.
AUGUUUAACAAGAACAAAAACUACCACAACGACAACGACAACAGCAAAGAGGACCAAUCAACGGCCUCUGACGAUUCUCCGGCAGCAAGUCGUGAGUCGUCGAAACCAACAUCUGGGGGUCUUCCUGUCAUGUCCAACUCGCGUGCAGAGCCGAUUCGCAAAAGACUCGACGGUAGGGCCACAGCCAGAAAGACCAUCAACUUGCCACGUGCGUCGCCCAUGGCUCCCAUCACAAGCCGGCCUAGCCAGGCAAGCAGCUCAUCCGCCCUGAAUGGGGACACCUUACCCAGUGAGCCUAGUAGAAAGAAACGUCGUGUGGAUCCCAGCAGCACCACUGGCGACGAAACCGGGACACCAGCUUCUGGCUUCGGGCCGGCUGGUCAUCCCCUGCGUGAUUCGCGUUCAAAUCGUGACCUUUUCGGUUCUGGAAAGUCCACCAGAGGUCUACGGGAGACGCCGGCAAGUAGUUUCUAUGGCCACAGUCCCACAGUCAGUGAGGUUUCCAAGAACCGGACUCCUGUUGUCGAACUCAGAGACUUGCUUCAGGCAGACAAGGAACAAACGCCGGGCUCGGAACCAUCAAAUUCGAAAGCACCAGCGCCGGUUGUAGAACCGUCACCCAAGGUGUUUAACCAAGGCCCUGCCAAGUACUGGGAGGAGCACAAGGCCAUGUUGACAUCCCCAACAGGCCCGCAACUGACCCACGAGCGCCAAUUACACGAGGAGCAGGCAAUGAAAGCACCUGCAGUCUCGACCUCAUUUGAUGGCACAUAUGAUAUUUCUGGGAGCACUGUUACGCCAGGCAGUCAACAGCCCAAUACCCAUUCCGUCAAUUCACACCAGUCGCCUUUUUCAAUAUCAAGCCAGUCAAUGAGUUCUGGCGGCAGCUCUGACACGUUGGCUCCUCAGAUGCAAAAGCACCUUUUGAGGCUGUAUUCAGAGAACCAGUCUCAGCAUACGGGGCAGGAUUUGAGCCUGGACACGGGGCAAGGUUUGAAUGUGUCGAACCAAAGGCGCGUUCUCUUCCCAGGUGCGACGCAGGCUGCGUCCCAGAAUCCCAAGUCACAAGCAAAACACACGCACAAUGUUGAACAGCCAGCAGUGGCUCGACGACUACUUCGCUGCAUCAAACGGGAUAUACAAGCAAGCACGAAUGAAACAUCCAACGCAGAAUCAGAAGCGCUGCCCGUUGAGGAGAGGCGCCGCUGGCUGCUUGCAGUGGAUGCGCAGCCCGUGUUUGACAAUCUAAUCUAUAGCCAAAGCGCUGCACAACUGGCACCUCCACGAAAUGUACAUUUACCACCGCGCACGGAACCACCAGAGGCACGAAGCGCUCCGCUUUUCGCAGCCCUCAACCCACAGUCACAUUGGUGUCGACCGCGCUCAAAGGCUUGGCUCGAAAAGAAGGAAUCCGAGAUAGAGUCGAGAGCAGACCGGAAGGAAAGGUUUGGCAUGGCAAUCGAGAGUCUCGCCGUCCGCAGACGAGAGGAGGCCACUGCCAAUCCCGCCCCGGCGCUAGCACGUGACCCAUUCCCGGUGCAAGCCAACGGCAGGAGUCGUGGGAAAAGCAAUGCUAAAAGACCCUCCAGAGGAGGAGAAUCCGGACACGCGACGAAUGGCCUGAGCAAAAACACGUCCGCACUGGCGCGCAUGAGAGCGCAAUUCGACGCCUGGGAUAUUCAGGUCUGGGAAAAGGACAAAGAGCAGACCCGCAAGGACGAGGAGAUGGCGCAGGCUGUUCUGUCAUCUGUCCCUGGGAAGCGCGCGAGGCGUAAAGGCAAUGGCAAAUAA